CAUUGGAAACUCAAUGCCAAGCACAAACCUAAAAGGCUACAUUCCUCUUCAGUUGCCAGUUUCUUGAAGAUCUUUGAUCUUCAAUACUCCAUCCCGAAGAAAACACAAUCCUCUCUUGCACCCUUCUCCUCAGCGCAGCAGCCAUGGCCCCAGUAGCCGCUUCCGAACCGGCUAUCAACGUGCCGAAGAAUAAUGCGUAUGUCACAUUCCUUGCUGGGAAUGGGGACUACGUGAAAGGUGUGGUCGGCUUGGCGAAAGGACUGAGGAGGGCCAACUCAGCAUUCCCCCUUGUUGUGGCGAUCCUUCCAGAUGUACCGCAGGAGCACCGGGAGAUCCUCGAGUCGCAGGGCUGCAUUGUCCGGGAGAUCGAACCAGUCUACCCGCCCGAGAACCAGACCCAAUUCGCCAUGGCAUACUAUGUCAUUAACUACUCGAAGCUUCGCAUUUGGGAGUUUGUGGAGUAUUCCAAGAUGAUAUACUUGGACGGGGACAUUCAAGUCUUCGACAACAUCGACCACCUCUUCGACUCGCCUGAUGGGUACUUUUACGCAGUCAUGGACUGCUUCUGCGAGAAGACAUGGAGCGCCUCACCGCAGUACAAGAUCGGUUACUGCCAGCAGUGCCCCGAGAGAGUCAUGUGGCCUGAGGAGUUGGGGGCGCCGCCGCCACUGUACUUCAAUGCCGGCAUGUUCGUGUAUGAGCCGAAUCUACUGACAUACUAUGACCUGCUGGAGACCGUCCAGACCACCCCUCCGACGUCCUUUGCCGAGCAGGAUUUCUUGAACAUGUACUUCAGGGACGUAUACAAGCCAAUCCCUCCUGUCUACAACCUUGUCUUGGCCAUGCUAUGGCGUCAUCCUGAGAAUGUCAACCUUGAAGAAGUCAAAGUUGUUCACUACUGUGCUGCUGGAUCAAAGCCAUGGAGGUACACUGGGAAGGAAGAGAACAUGGACAGGGAAGAUAUCAAGAGCCUGGUGAAGAGAUGGUGGGACAUCUACGAGGAUGAGUCCCUGGACUUCGAUAAGCUUAUCGGCAACACUCCCAAUCCCACACCAAAAAGCACGGAAAAGCUCGGCAAUAACUUCGUAGCUUCUCUGCCGGACACUCCUCCUCAGAGGAAGGCGCCUUCCGCCGCAUAAACUUAUGAACACUCGAUCCCCGGUUGAUCAGUAGUAUACCAGGCUCUUAGGUCUGGUUGAGAGGGCAUCUUUUACGUACUUGCACGUACUUAAUUUCUUUUUUCCUCUUUUCGGUUUGUGGUUAGGGCCUGGGGCCUGAUGUUUGACUACUAUAGAAAAGGUUGUGUACUCACCAUAGUGGCAGAAAUGUCAUGUGUUAUGCGGACUACAGAAAUUAAACUUAAGUAAUGGAUUAUUAAUAAGACCAUAGUAGUCGUACCUUCUCUUCUAA
Punica granatum (pomegranate) is the source of this 1410-nucleotide messenger RNA. NCBI's taxonomy places the organism in Eukaryota, Viridiplantae, Streptophyta, Magnoliopsida, Myrtales, Lythraceae. The record is from RefSeq and is a predicted model, not a curated record.